This is a messenger RNA of Galleria mellonella (greater wax moth), 8261 nucleotides long. RefSeq names its product protein Fe65 homolog. Gene Ontology annotation, molecular function: amyloid-beta binding; transcription factor binding. The record is from RefSeq and is a predicted model, not a curated record. Gene Ontology annotation, cellular component: nucleus; cytoplasm. Lineage: Eukaryota; Metazoa; Arthropoda; Insecta; Lepidoptera; Pyralidae. The coding region runs from base 492 to 2231 and encodes 579 amino acids. Gene Ontology annotation, biological process: regulation of DNA-templated transcription. The transcript is spliced from 13 exons.
CUUUACGUCGCGGUACACGCGUGCUGUCGAAGCCUCGGUGUAUAAUUAAAAAAAAAACAUUGAAUCCUCCUCUGUGCGAGACGUGUUCGAAAUUUGAAAUCGAAUUGUGUAUAUAUAUUUUUUUAAAUUCAUUAGUGUUGUGACUGCGGCGUAGAGUAAAUAUAUCGAUUAAUUUCUAACGUUUUAAAGGUUAAUCGGGUUACUGCGUAUGUUUUCGCAUUAAUGUUGCGUGAAUGAGGAUUUAUUUUGGGAUACGUCGUGCGGUUUCCGUAUAUUGGUAAUAAGGGUGAGGAUGUGAGAAUUACGUCGUUUAAUUAGAUGUUUAUUUCCAAGAUAAAUAUAAGUGUUGAACAUUUGUGUGAUUUAUAAAACGACCAACAAACACUUAGUAGUGAUACUACGCAAGUGAAAUGUGAUAGAAAGUGUGUUUAGUGUUCGCACUGCUAUGUGAUUUGUUCGUCCGUCUGGUGCAACCAUAUCUCGGAUACAUCAUGGGGCUGCAUAAACGCGAAAAGAAUGGUCUUCUCUCGUACGAGAACCCAAACUAUCAUUUGGACCCGUCGCGCCUCGAGUCGGCGAUCUACAGCGAUUUGUACGAUAUGCAUGACGACAAAAAUCUACCCGACGAAUACGACGCAUACCUGGACAACAGAAGAGUCGAAGAUGACACCGCGUCCCCUGUGAAAAAAUCCAAUGAAAAAAGCGGCUUCAUCACGCCACCACAACAGAAUGGAGGGGAGGAAUCCCCCCCGCCGGAGAAGGAGAGGGCGGAUCAAGAGGACACAGAGAAGAGUCACGCGGGGCCCGUGCCACAUUCCGCUGAGGGGCCCAACGAUGACCUGUACGCGAUACCAGUGAAACUCAGACCCAAGAAGGAACCGCAGUUGCCGCCCGGCUGGGAGAAGCAUGAGGACAACGAUGGUCCCUACUACUGGCACAUAAAAAGUGGCACGAUCCAAAGAGAUAUACCCAAAAUGCCGCCAAUCGAGGCCAAGGAAACCCGCAUCUCCAUGGUGCGGGACUGCUCCAACCUGUCCGAAGUGAACAAGUAUGAGCACAAUGUGAUGACGUCCUCGGUGACGAGGAGUACCACGAGUGGAGCUCUCGACCACGUGGAUCAGGAGGCGGAGAGGAAACGGAAAGAAGAAAUGUCCUACAAGCGACGCAGUUUCCCAGCACGUCCAGAGCCAGACAACGGCCGAGCGGUCAGAUUCUUCGUCCGUUCCCUGGGCUGGGUGGAGAUAUCGGAGGCAGACCUCACCCCCGAGAGGUCCAGUCGAGCCGUCAACAAGUGCAUCGUGGACCUGAGUCUCGGACGCAAUGAUCUGCUCGACCAAGUCGGACGCUGGGGCGAUGGCAAAGAUCUCUUUAUGGAUUUGGACGACGGAGCGUUGAAGCUGAUCGAUCCAGAAAGUCUUACUACGCUGCACACGCAGCCUAUUCACACUAUACGCGUUUGGGGGGUCGGCAGAGACAACGGACGGGACUUCGCGUAUGUAGCUCGUGACCGCGCGACGCGUAAACACAUGUGUCAUGUGUUCCGAUGUGAAGCCCCUGCACGUACCAUUGCAAACGCACUCCGAGACAUCUGCAAGCGUAUCAUGAUUGAACGUUCCCUGCAACCACCACCGCGCCCCACAGACUUACCGGCCGCGAGGCGUCCGCGACCGCUCUCCGGUACGUUUCUGUUGCAAGGCGCAUCAUUCCCGACGCCAAUGGAGGAGCCCCGUAAGACAGUCCGUGCUCGCUACCUCGGCAGUGCAGAAGUAACACGAGCUACCGGCAUGGAUGUCCUGAAUGAUGCACUAGACCGCCUAGCUGCCGCGCGGGCACCCUGCGCCUGGCGUCCCGUAGCAGUUGCUGUGGCACCUUCAAUGAUCACGAUUACAGAAGAAGGCGAAACGACGCCGAUGGUGGAAUGCCGCGUGCGGUACCUGUCGUUCCUGGGCAUCGGGCGCGACGUGCGGCGCUGCGCGUUCAUCGUGCACACGGCGCAGGACCUGUUCGUGGCGCACGCCUUCCACGCCGAGCCCUCCUCGGGCGCGCUCUGCAAGACUAUUGAGGCCGCCUGCAAGCUGCGCUACCAGAAAUGUCUGGACGCGCACGGUGGCGCGGCGUCGCUGGUGAGCGGCGGCAGCACGACCAGCGGCGGCAGCGAUGGCAGCCGCGGCUCGCUCGGGCAGGCGCUCAAGUCCUUCGUGGGCUCGCUCACCGGCCGCCGCGCCUCUUGAACUUCGACUGAUGAUGAUGACCAUCCCGCAACACCAGAGAGAGACAGUCCCCCACCGGCCUGAGCCGCCGCCGCGCGGCGCCGCAGCGUAUCGCAACCGCACCGCUAUCGCACUCGCCACGCUUGCACCACACUCGGCCCUACUGGCCCUACCAUGGAACGUUGCGAACAUAAUGACUGGGGCAGUAUCAUUUGUGUAACGGUUUCUUGCAAACCGGACGAAAGAGUAAUGGAUCUCGUAUGUGUAUCAUAAGUGUAAGGAAUUUACUACUUUAACAGUUUUAUUUUGUAAAUUAAGGUACACUUACACGGGCAAUUUAGUUGAUAAGUCACUAUUGAUUUUAACCGACAGAGAACUGUUAUAUAUUAUUUCCGUUUAUUUAACUGUCUACUAUCACGCCAAUGUACGGUAAUAAAAUAGAUAUUAUAGAGGAAGACUGUACAAAAGUCGUUUGACGUGCCCUCUGUCCCAUUCGUGUUUCUACCGUGAAGCAGUUGUGUUUCUACCGUGAAGCAGUUGUGUUUCGGUUUGAAGGGUGGGAUAUGGCAAUGAAUUUACAGGGUACAGAGGAAUAACACCCGAGUCCUCAGGAAUUGCAACGCAUGGGGGGUAUCAUGGUCAAAACAGUAUACUCUGUUAUGUCAAAACAGUAUACUGCUCAUGACUAUAGGCGGCGGUUACCAUUUUCCAUCAGGUGGACCGUCAGCUUGUUUGCCAUUCUAAGUUGCAUAAAAAUAAAUAGAAAAAAUAUUUAAAAUAUUUUAAAAUUAUGUUAGAGUUUACAGAAUAUUAAAAAAAAUCAAGUACAAUAUAAAUUUUUUGGUUUGAGACGGACGCUAGGGACAUGGUAACAACUGCUUAUACAAAUCUAAGCGGUUAAAUUAAUUGCCUAGCAUUCCACAACUUGAAUUGCCCGCGUGAGUAUAUCUUAAAAGUAUCAUAAGAUAUUAAAAUUUGUAUGUUUUAUUAAGCUAAACAAAAGUCUUUAGUUUUUUAGGAGUGGCAAUACACGAGUACUGUGGAUGAAAAAUCAGGGCUAGAUUUAGUCUAAAGCGACAAAAUAGAUGGUUAUUGAAAAGGGUGGUAAAUAUUUUUGCCCGUUGAGGUAAAAUCGCUAGAUCGAUAUCCUAGACGUCGCUUGCCAUGAUUACCACUUAUAGGGUCAUCAGCUUGUUUGCCAUUCCCAAUAUAGUGAUGAUGGAGAAACAAACAAUCGGGCAGGGUAGUGAUGAAUAUCAUUUUUAUUGAUUUUUUUUUUGUAUAAAUAGAUAUUACAUUGAUUUUAAUUAAAGACGCUUUUAUAUUUAUAUGAUAUAUAUAUAUAAAAAUAAAAUGUAAACGGACUUGAAUAUUGUAAUCACAGAAAAUAUGUAUAUCUAAUAUAGUAAGUUGGUUUUUCUGUUUGUUUGAGAUGGAUUUAAUUACAAUAUAUCAUGACAGUAGUUUCUGUGUAGAUAUAUGCAAGUAUACUGAAAUAACAUAAAAAUAUAUGUUAUAUUUUGAGACAUCAACCACUAUGACCACACGAAUACCACAAUAUAAUUUGAACUCUUGCAAGUACUAUAAAGAAAAAAAUUUAAAUUUUAAAUGUGUAAUUGUUUUUUUUUUUAUUAAACUAUUAGUUCUUAAAAGUAAACUACGUGGAUUCUAAAUUCGAAUUUGAAAUUUGACGCUUACUUUUGACAUUAAUUUUAAACCUUAAAUCACAAACAUUACAUGGAUCUUGAGUUAAUAUUAAGCAAAUUUAAUUACUUUUUAUCGUCUAUUAUACAAUAACAAGUAAAUUCAUGUUUUCAAUUAAUAAUAAAUAACAAACAAGAAGAAUUUAAUAGCAUUCGAAGAAUAAUGACCAAUAAUGUAAUUAUUGAUAAAUUAUAAAUAGAUAUUAUUAGUUCUUGUGUUGGUAUAGGAAGCAAUAGGAUUUUGGCACCAUCGACAAUAAACUAUAAUCUUAUAGUUACUGAAGGGAAACGGGCAGUGAAAGUUUAAACUGUUGAAACAUCAAAACACGUGGGCACAUAAAAUUGUGUACAGGUGUUUUGUGUUUCAAUUGUAUCGACAUUAUCGUGCUAAGACUUAAAUAUACUCGGUUUACCCAAAUAAGCUUACGCACUCAGCAAAAUAGGUAAAGACAAUCUUUACAUACAGCUAAAAUUAUUAUAAAAUAAUUAAUGUUUUGAGUACUAAUGCGGUUAUUUCUUUGAGCUACAAUGUGGGUACUUCGAAAACGUAUAUAUAAAUUUAGCUCUUAACUUUUUAACAAUAAUAAAAAAAGGAACGAUUUUCAGUGCUGCCAACAUCAAAAGAUAAGCGGAAGGUGGCUAUAUGGCUCAGUUCCUUUGCCUUUCUCAUCAUGAAUAAAUGAAUAAUUUGUAGUAAGCAAAUAAUAAGUUAUAUAUUUUUUCUCAACUUGAUAAAUAAGUACUCGAAACAAUAAUUCUUUUAAAUACAGCGAUAAACGCUUGUAAAACUAAUAUUUCGUAAGCAAUACGAGUAUAAUAAUGUAAUAUCUAUUGUCUAUAUUCCCUCUAAUGUCUUUAUUCAAUCUUUCAUAAUGCUUUGACUAGUUAAUUUGAAUCAGCAUUCAACUUGCCAUGUAAGACACUAGGUUUUUAUAUAUAAAAAAAAAAUAAACAAUGUAUCAUUUAGUAUAAUCUAUUUUUUCUAUACUUGACACAUUUACACAGUACUUUUGCGAUACAUUCUUUAUCUAAAUAAGAACAAACAUAUACAAAUAAAAAUACAGGUAGCUAUUUUUUUUAUUAUUAUUAUUAUUAAUAGAUUACGUGAUUAUAUAUUUAAAUGUAUACAAGCGUUAAAAAUGAAGAUAAGAUUAAUAAUUUAUAUCGGCUUUAUUUACGUGAGUAUAACUUCGGGAUUGCGCGACUAAUUUCGGACUAUAUAGGAACACUUAUGAAUAUAGCCGUGAAUCCGGCCAAUGAGUUCUCCAAUCAAUUCCGAAACUAGUAGAGCAACUCCGAAGUCAAUAAGUGAGUAAAGCUGACAUAAACAAUUGUAAUACUCGCUUAAUUACUCACAUUAAUUAUUAGUUAAUAAAUUUUAUUAAUUUCUGUCAAGAAUAGAAAAAUAGAUUACAGGUUGAAAAGCUUACUAUCCUAUGAGAUAUCCUUUUCGAGCACUUCGAUUCGAAAGCACAUUUUUUGUUGAAUUGCCAUUUACUUACAUAAAAAUUUUUUUUAUUACAAAACAAAUUAUAAAUAUUUGUUUUCUAUUAAACAUAUUUAAUGAAGUUACCUAUAAUUCCUAGUCCAGUAGUAAUUUAUGCUUUGUAUAUUGCGAUAGUUGAUAUGAAAUAAAACGGAGAUUGGUCGUUCCAAUUAAUUUGUCGUCAGUAUCGGUGUUUAAAUAGAUUUGAUGUAAAAUUAAUUAAGAUGAAAGAUAGUAUUAAUUGGUUAGGACAGUGGCGGGUACUUCCAAGUACUUUGUAAAUAAUUGUAAACUUUGUCGUUAAUUUAUAAGGUAGUUAAUGGUUUGGAAGUAAGCGUUUGAAAUAUCAAUUUUAUGUAACUUUUUUAAUAAUGGCUAUCAAUAUGAAAUUGACUAUCAGUUUCUAUGUUCAGAGUCUAUGAUUAUGUAAAAUGAAUAAUCAAUAAAAAUAACAGUAAAAAUUGGUAUUGCAAAAAAAAAAAAAUAUUGUGCACAUCACUAAAUAAUUCAAUAUAAACUAUUUUUUAUUCUUGGCACACUGUUUAUCAAAGAUGCCAAGUAUAAAAAUUAGACUAUAUACCUAGGCAUUUAUAAUAAAGGACAUUUAUGGAGACGGGAGCGAGUCGGUAUAAAAGGGGCGGUAUUAAAUAAGAAAAGGUAUGUUACGUUGGUUUGAGAAUUCGAGCAAAGACAGUCCUGUGAAAGGUUGACGAAACAGCCGGACGAAGUGGGUGGGCGCUGGCAUCGGGGGAGACAUAGUCUGUAGUGAAAUGAUCAGAUAGACAGAGUGCUAUCUGUAGUAGGAGUCAAGAGUCUCCAGAACCGUGUAUAUGGGUGAGAAGAAUUUGGUGUAAAAUUGGACAAAGCAAAGAUGUAAGGCUAAUAGUAGAGGUAUAUAGCACUCAGUGCUCUCUGCCUAUACCACAAGAUAGUUAGCGUAAAUAUUAUAUAUAUAAUUAAUUGCUUGGUUGAAUUGAUAUAGUUAAUUGAUAGUCAUGAUAGUUAUUAUUAUAUAAACUUAUAUAAACCAUGUAGUAACUAUAAUAUUUCCAGCUGAUCACAAUGCACUUUGAAUAUUAGUGACAAUUUCGUUAGUGGAGAACAAUUUUAUGUUAAGUGUUUCUAGUGUUGAUUAUUAAUUGGUAGCAAUGAUUUUCAAUCACACCUUUAGUAUAAGUCUAUGUUGUUUCCUAUAAUCUAUUAUUCUUGGCAUAAUUAGUAAUUAAUUUUGACAUUUCUUUUUCUGAAAUUACAAAAUUAAAACUCUUUUUUGCAUUAAUUAUAAUUAAAUCGUUUUUGUCCAUUUCAUUUUUAUUCGAUAAAAAGACAUGCUAAGAUUACUCACUGAAUAUGCCAAGUAAGAACAAACAGACCUUACUAAAGUGACAAUCGCUGGAAAAUGGUUUGGUAUCGAGCACGGUAUGAACUUAGAAAUAAGGUUAUUCACUUGUAACUAAGUAUUUAUCCUCAACGCGAAUAUACGCGUUGUUGUAGCAUAUUAAAAUGAGAUUUGAAUAGGACCCUAUUGAUUAUAUAGAUAAAGAGUUUAUUUUUGCUUAAGCUUGUAAGAAAUAUAAAUUUUGAGAGUUCGAUUGCGAAAGAUAAAUAUUUUUUGUAUUUCACCGCAUGUACUUAAUGUUUAUACUUGUAUGAAGUAAGCUUUUUGGGCAUAAAUUUGUUGGGAUAUCCCGCGGUUUUUUGGUGUUCUAAUAAAGAACUAAGCUUAUUUUGUUAUAGUAUAUUACAAAUUUGCAUGCAUAUGGUAACAGUGGUAUAACCAAAGUCGAGUAAAAUAGGUACCUAUAUUUACGCCAUCAUACGAUUCAUUGAUGGUAACAAUUACCUUACAGGCUUUGGUUAAACUACAAGUUUCUAAUGUUCGAAUCAUAACCUCAAUAUAACAAGGGUGUUAGGAACACAUUGAGCUUUCAAUAAAUAUAUAUUUAUACAACAUACCUAUAAUAUCCUAAAGUAAACAACUUAUACAAAUGUAGAUAAAUUGUAACGGUUCAAGCCGCCAUUUUGUGUAAAUAGUUCUAAACGAAAUGGCCGAUUCAAGAUGGAGGGACGUAGCGUACUUUUUGUUAUGCAGUUUUUUGAUGUAAAGUAAGAGCGAAUUGGGACCCUAAAGAACUCGUUGUUCCGAAUUAAUGCAAGGAACGGUAUGUACUUAAUGUUUUUGUGUCUAUACACUUCAACAAAAUAUAAGUAAUCGUAUAUCAAAUGAUAGAGAAAAUGACUUUAAUAUCACGUAAGGUAUAUGGUGGACUACGGUGUUGAAUAAAUAGCAAUAUUUGUUCGUUUUAGGUAGUAUAUUAUUAUUAUUUGAAAGGUCAUUUUCGUCUAUCAUUUUAGUGUAAGGCGUUCGUUUAGAAAUCACAAACUAGCUUCGAAGUAUAUUUCAAAUAUUAGAAUCAGUGUCGCUUCACAUUUUAUAUAUAUAAAAAUCAGUAUAAAUGAUACACUGAGCUGUUCUAUUAUACGUAAAAAUAGUGUUAUUCACACGUUAAAAUUAAGCGAAUAAGUCAUUAUUUAUACAAAAUUAUAUAAAUUAUAUUAACGUGCACACAAGCGACCGACGGUUGGUGGCGUGUGUGCGCGUAUAGUCGCAAUAGAUGUGAGUCGCAAGCUUUGCAAGGACUGCCUUUAUCGGACAAUGUCGAUAUUUUCUAUAAAGUGUAAACGUUUAUAUGUAGUUACUAGAUAGCUUCCGAACUCGUUUUCUAGCUCACUGUUGAGUAAAAAGAUGGAAAAUGUGUAAUAUACAUGUACCGACAUCGCUUUGACAGCUUAAAAGCCUUCAAACUGUGGCUUUUAAUGAAUACUUUUGUGAAAUUAAUAAAAAAAAUAUUCAUAAACACA